This is a messenger RNA of Bathycoccus prasinos, 1056 nucleotides long. RefSeq names its product UDP-glucose 4-epimerase. Gene Ontology annotation, molecular function: RNA binding; UDP-glucose 4-epimerase activity. The transcript has a single exon. Lineage: Eukaryota; Viridiplantae; Chlorophyta; Mamiellophyceae; Mamiellales; Bathycoccaceae. Bases 1 to 1056 code for a protein of 351 amino acids. The record is from RefSeq and is a predicted model, not a curated record. Gene Ontology annotation, biological process: galactose metabolic process; rRNA processing. Gene Ontology annotation, cellular component: cytosol.
AUGUCUCUUUCUGGCAAGACUGUUUUAGUCACCGGUGCGGCCGGGUACAUCGGUUCUCACACGUGUUUGCAACUGUUAAAAGAAGAAUGCAAAGUUAUCGCGUACGACAAUUUGGACAACAGUUCGUUCGAAUCUUUAGAACGCGUGAAACGCUUGAGCGGAGGAAACGGAAACCUGAUGACGUCCAUCGAGGGAGAUAUUUUAGACGGAGAGAAGUUAGACGAGGUUUUCGAGGCGAAUGAGAUUUUUGCGGUGAUACACUUCGCCGGUUUAAAAGCCGUCGGUGAAUCCGUCUCGAAACCGCUGAGAUAUUACGAAAAUAACAUCAACGGGACGGUGGUUUUGUUGAAAUCGAUGGUCAAAGCGAAGUGUAAAUCGAUCAUAUUUAGCAGCUCGGCGACGGUGUACGGGGAACCGAAAACGGUACCGUGCACGGAGGAAUUCGAGACGAGCGCGUUGAACCCGUACGGGAAGACGAAGCUGUUUAUUGAGCACAUUUUAACGGACCAACACGCGAGCGAUAACGAGUGGAACUGCUUGAUUUUGAGGUAUUUCAAUCCAGUCGGGGCGCAUCCGAGCGGAGAAAUUGGAGAAGAUCCGAAAGGGAUACCGAAUAAUUUGAUGCCUUUCGUGCAGCAAGUCGCGGUCGGGAGACGACCGGAGUUGUCGGUGUUUGGAACGGAUUACGAUACGAAAGAUGGGACGGGGAGGAGAGAUUACAUUCACGUGGUGGAUUUGGCGGACGGGCACGUCGCGGCGUUGAAGAAGAUUGCCAAAGAGAACGGGAAGUGUGGGAGAAUUGUAGUGAAUUUAGGCACUGGUAAGAGCACGAGCGUGUUAGAGUUGGUUGGUGCGUUUGAGAAAGCGGCCGGGAAGAAGAUUCCUAUGAAGAUGGUAGCGAGAAGACCGGGAGACGCGGCGGAGGUGUACGCGAAAACCGAUUUGGCGUACGAGAUUUUAGGAUGGAGAGCGGAGAAGACGAUCGAGGAGUGUUGCGUGGACCAGUGGAAUUGGGCGAGCAAGAACCCGUACGGGUACAGCGGCAAAGAAGAUUAA